GUCGAGAAAUAAAGACGUCAAUUAAAAAUAAUAAUAUAUUUUAACCACAGGAUUAAUUUGACUAAAAUAUAUUUACCUGCCGAUUAUCAUUAGCUUAUUUUAGCUAAGGUAUAUCCAGCCUAUUAGGAAAUUAAAAUGCCCGUCAAUUUGCAAAGUGUUCGCCAGUACUUAAGCGAGUUGAGAAAUUCGGGUGGUUUGCACAAAGAUCAAGCUGAAAAGUAUCGCAAUGUUCUUAUGGAAAUACUAAAAAGUACAGAACAAGAAUUAUCAGAGUCAUUGAAAGCAUUCAUAGAAGCUAUUGUUAAUGAAAAUGUGAGCCUAGUGAUUUCAAGGCAACUCUUGACAGAUGUGAGCACACACUUAGCACUGCUGGCUGAUAAUGUUUCACAGGAGGUUUCACACUUUGCACUUGAUGUUAUACAACCCAGAGUUAUUUCAUUUGAAGAACAGGUGGCCAGUAUCAGACAGCACUUAGCAGAUAUCUACGAGCGAAAUCAAAACUGGAAGGAAGCUGCUAAUGUUUUAGUUGGAAUACCAUUGGAAACUGGGCAGAAACAAUAUUCAGUUGAUUACAAACUGGAAACCUACCUAAAGAUAGCCAGACUGUACCUUGAAGUGGACGAUCCGGUGCAAGCUGAGGCAUUCGUCAACAGAGCCUCAUUGCUACAGGCCGAAACAACCAACGAGCAACUGCAGAUAUAUUACAAAGUUUGCUAUGCAAGAGUUUUAGAUUAUAGAAGGAAAUUCAUCGAAGCGGCUCAAAGGUACAAUGAAUUGUCAUAUCGUAACAUUAUCCACGAAGACGAGCGGAUGACGUGCCUCAGGAAUGCCCUUAUAUGCACCGUGUUGGCAUCUGCUGGACAACAGAGAUCCAGAAUGCUAGCAACAUUGUUCAAAGACGAGCGAUGCCAACAGCUGCCGGCAUAUUCUAUUCUAGAGAAAAUGUAUUUAGAUCGUAUAAUUCGACGGUCAGAAUUGCAGGAGUUCGAAUCCCUCAUGCAGACACAUCAAAAGGCGACCACACCCGACGGGUCUACGAUCCUCGACCGAGCGGUUUUCGAACACAAUCUGCUGUCAGCGAGCAAGCUCUACAACAAUAUAACAUUCGAAGAAUUAGGUGCGCUACUAGAAACGCCGCCGGCGAAAGCGGAACGAAUAGCGAGCCACAUGAUCAGCGAGGGUCGCAUGAACGGGUACAUCGACCAGAUCAGCUCCAUUGUACAUUUUGAAACUCGAGAAAUAUUGCCUCAAUGGGACAAACAAAUACAAAGCUUAUGUUAUCAAGUAAAUAGUCUGAUUGAGAAGAUAGCUUCCGCAGAACCAGAGUGGAUGGCCAAAGUCGUGGAGGAAGAAAUGAUUCAAUAAUUGUAUUUUAUACUUUCAAACAGCAUAGAUUAAAUAAUUAUCUUAAA
Bombyx mandarina (wild silkworm) is the source of this 1412-nucleotide messenger RNA. RefSeq names its product COP9 signalosome subunit 4 (gene CSN4). Gene Ontology annotation, cellular component: cytosol; COP9 signalosome. The record is from RefSeq and is a predicted model, not a curated record. Lineage: Eukaryota; Metazoa; Arthropoda; Insecta; Lepidoptera; Bombycidae.